CCCCCUGGCCUCCCGACCGAGCCCACGGAUGGUCGCCGCGGGAGGCGCACACACGGUGCUGCUCAGGAGCGACGGCACGGCCGUGGCCUUCGGCGAGAAUCACGCCGGCCAGUGCAGCGUGCCAGCGCUGGACGGUGGCCUUAGCUACACGCAGGUCGCCGCGGGCGCGGCCCACACGGUGCUGCUCAGGAGCGACGGCACUGCCGUGGCCUUCGGCUCGAAUCUUGAGGGCCAGUGCAGCGUGCCGGCGCUGGACAGUGGCUUGAGCUAUACGCAGGUCGCCGCGGGCUGGGCCCACACGGUGCUGGUCAGGAGCGACGGCACGGCCGUGGCCUUCGGCGAGAAUCGCGAGGGCCAGUGCAGCGUGCCGGCGCUGGACGGUGGCUUGAGCUACACGCAGGUCGCCGCGGGAAACGUCCACACGGUGCUGCUCAGGAGCGACGGCAUGGCCGUGGCCUUCGGCCUGAAUCACAAUGGCCGGUGCAAUGUGCCGGCGCUGGACGGUGGCCUGAGCUACACGCAGUGCAACGUGCCGGCGCUGGACGGGGGCUUGAGCUACACGCCAGUGUCGCCGCCGGAUUGGGGGCCCCACGCGGUGCUGGUCGAGGAGGUCGCCGCGGGAGGCUCCCACACGGUGCUGCUCAGGAGCGACGGCGCGGCCGUGGCCUUCAGCGAGAAUUACGCUGAUGGCCAGUGCAAUGUGCCGGCGCUGGACGGUGGCCUGAGCUACACGCAGGUCGCCGCGGGAGGCUCCCACACGGUGCUGCUCAGGAGCGACGGCGCGGCCGUGGCCUUCAGCGAGAAUUACGCUGGCCAGUGCAACGUGCCAGCGCUGGACGGGGCGCCGACGUACACCGCGCGCCUGCUCGUCGGCGCGACGCUGCUCCUGCAGGCGUCGCUCGACGGCGGCGCGGUGCGCUUCCUGACCCUGGGCGGGGUGGAGCGCUGCCGGGUGCGGGCGGCGCCUGGCGCGCCGCUCGCUGGCGUGCGCGACUGGCUGGCGGGCGAGCUGGGCGCGGGCAGGCUGGGCCCCGGGCUCGGCCGCGCCGACGCGGCCCUGCCAGGCGGACGGCUCCUGAGCGGGGCCUCGGCGGGCGAGACCGUCGCAGACGCCUUCGGGAGCGACGGCACGGCCGUGGCCUUCGGCGAGAAUGACCGCGGCCAGUGCGCCGUGCCGGCGCUGGACGGUGGCCUGAGCUACACGCAGGUCGCCGCCGGACAGUUCCACACGGUGCUGCUCAGGAGCGACGGCACGGCCGUGGCCUUCGGCUCGAAUCGUCGCGGCCAGUGCGCCGUGCCGGCGCUGGACGGUGGCCUGAGCUACACGCAGGUCGCCGCCGGAGGCGCCCAUACGGUGCUGCUCAGGAGCGACGGCACGGCCGUGGCCUUCAGCUCGAAUGCCUGCGGCCAGUGCACCGUGCCGGCGCUGGACGGUGGCCUGAGCUACACGCAGGUCGCCACCGGAGGACGCCAUACGGUGCUGCUCAGGAGCGACGGCACGGCCGUGGCCUUCGGCUGGAAUGGUCGCGGCCAGUGCGCCGUGCCGGCGCUGGACGGUGGCCUGAGCUACACGCAGGUCGCCGCCGGAGAUGCCCACACGGUGCUGCUCAGGAGCGACGGCACGGCCGUGGCCUUCGGCUCGAAUGGUUGUGGCCAGUGCGCCGUGCCGGCGCUGGACGGUGGCCUGAGCUACACGCAGGUCGCCGCCGGAGGAGGCCACACGGUGCUGCUCAGGAGCGACGGCACGGCCGUGGCCUUCGGCUCGAAUCCCUACGGCGAGUGCGCCGUGCCGGCGCUGGACGGUGGCCUGAGCUACACGCAGGUCGCCGCGGGAGAUGCCCACACGGCGCUGCUCAGGGCGCUGGACGGGGCGCUGACGUACACCGCGCGCUUCGGCGCGGCGCUGCUCCUGCAGGCGUCGCUCGACGGCGGCGCGGUGCGCUUCCUGACCCUGGGCGGGGUGGAGCUGGCUGCCACCAGGGGGCGGGCGGCCCCGGAGGCGCCGCUCCUGUGGAGCGACGGCACGGCCGUGGCCUUCGGCUGGAAUUUCGAGGGCCAGUGCGCCGUGCCGGCGUUGGACGGUGGCCUGAGCUACACGCAGGUCGACGCGGGACAAAACCACACGGUGCUGCUCAGGAGCGACGGCACGGCCGUGGCCUUCGGCUCGAAUCACGCUGGCCAGUGCAGCGUGCCGGCGCUGGAGCUGAGCCUCGUGGACGUCGUCUUCGCUUCGUCGCUCGAGCGGAUCGCGGCCUCGAUCCUGUACUACAAGGGCCUCCGCGUCAAGGGUGGCAAGUGGCCGCAGAUCAACGCAUGGUUCGACGCCAUGGAGGCCCGGGACAGCUACAGGGCCACGCAGUCUGACUUCCACACGCACUGCCACGACCUUCCCCCGCAGGGGGGCGGCGAGAGCCGUGCGUCGCGCAUCGCGUGGCGCGGGCACGCGAAGUUGGAGGUCCCCGCCUGCCGCUCCGGCUCGAGCCGGAGCGACGGCACGGCCGUGGCCUUCGGCUCGAAUGACCGCGGCCAGUGCGCCGUGCCGUCGCUGGACGGUGGCCUUAGCUACACGCAGGUCGUUGCGGGCUGGGCCCACACGGUGCUGCUCAGGAGCGACGGCUCGGCCGUGGCCUUCGGCUCGAAUCAGGGCCAGUGCAGCGUGCCGGCGCUGGACAGUGGCUUGAGCUACACGCAGGUCGCCGCGGGCUGGGCCCACACGGUGCUGGUCAGGAGCGACGGCACGGCCGUGGCCUUCGGCUCGAAUCGCGAGGGCCAGUGCAGCGUGCCGGCGCUGGACGGUGGCCUGAGCUACACGCAGGUCGCCGCGGGAAGGGCCCACACGGUGCUGCUCAGGAGCGACGGCACGGCCGUGGCCUUCGGCUCGAAUCACGAUGGCCGGUGCAAUGUGCCGUCGCUGGACGGUGGCCUGAGCUACACGCAGGUCGCCGCGGGACUCGCCCACACGGUGCUGCUCAGGAGCGACGGCACGGCCGUGGCCUUCGGCUCGAAUCGCGAGGGCCGGUGCAAUGUGCCGGCGCUGGACGGUGGCCUGAGCUAUACGCAGGUCGCCGCGGGAGUCACCCACACGGUGCUGCUCAGGAGCGACGGCACGGCCGUGGCCUUCGGCUCGAAUCGCGAGGGCCAGUGCAGCGUGCCGGCGCUGGACGGUGGCCUGAGCUACGCGCAGGUCGCCGCGGGAAACAUCCACACGGUGCUGCUCAGGAGCGACGGCACGGCCGUGGCCUUCAGCGAGAAUUCCGCUGGCCAGUGCAACGUGCCAGCGCUGGACGGGGCGCUGACGUACACCGCGCGCCUUCUUGUUGGCGCGACGCUGCUCCUGCAGGCGUCGCUCGACGGCGGCGCGGUGCGCUUCCUGACCCUGGGCGGGGUGGAGCGCUGCCGGGUGCGGGCGGCGCCUGGCGCGCCGCUCGCUGGCGUGCGCGACUGGCUGGCGGGCGAGCUGGGCGCGGGCAGGCUGGGCCCCGGGCUCGGCCGCGCCGACGCGGCCCUGCCAGGCGGACGGCUCCUGAGCGGGGCCUCGGCGGGCGAGACCGUCGCGGACGCCUUCGGGUUGUAG
Molecule: messenger RNA, 3574 nt
Organism: Prorocentrum cordatum
Lineage: Eukaryota; Dinophyceae; Prorocentrales; Prorocentraceae
Source: the annotation of a GenBank genome assembly